AUGCCAGAAGAGAAGGAAAUGAUCAAAAAAAAGCUUUCUGGUUCAGAAAAUCGGAAAAGAAAAGCUGAAAAAGAAAAAGUUCUUGAAGAAACUAAAAAGCACAUGAAUAUUUAUAAGUACCUUAAAGGAAAUUCUAAGGCAAAUACUUCAGAUAUUGAAUCAAAAGUCCAUGUAUCAGCAAAUAUUUCUUCAGACUGUGAACAAUUAUACACAAAAAAUAUACAAUCACCUAUUGAAGGUGAUCAAAUUGACCAGCGCAGUACAUCUUUGCAUGAAUCCUCUGAUAUUUCUCCAAGUCAAAAUCAACACAUGACAUCUGUGGUCGAUGAAAGUAUCAACGUUCUUGCAAUAAAAGAAUACAAUGUUCCUGAUGUAGGUACGUGGCCAAAAGUACUUAAUGCUAGAGAUAUAGAUCGCAUUAUAAUAUGUGGACCCUCACAAAACUAUGAAAUAUUAACAAGGAAGCGGCGAGCACUGAGAGACGGCGGCAGCGGCGGCGGCGGCAGAAGAAGCGGCGAGCACCAAGAUACGGCGGCAGCGGCGGCGGCAGAAGAAGCAGUGAGCACCGAGAGACGGCAGCAGAGGCAGCGGCGGCAGAAGAAGCGGCAAGCACCGACAGACAGCGGCAGCGGCGGCAGCGGCGGCAGCAGAAGAAGCGGCGAGCACCGAGAGACGGCAGCAGCGGCGGUGGCGGCAGAAGAAGCGGUGAGCACUGAGAGACGGCGGCAGCGGCGGCGGCGGCAGAAGAAGCGGCGAGCACCGAGAUACAGCGGCAGCGGCGGCGGCAGAAGAAGCAGUGAGCACCGAGAGACGGCAGCAGAGGCAGCGGCGGCAGAAGAAGCGGCAAGCACCGACAGACAGCGGCAGCGGCGGCAGCGGCGGCAGCAGAAGAAGCGGCGAGCACCGAGAGACGGCAGCAGCGGCGGUGGCGGCAGAAGAAGCGAAGAAGCGGUGAGCACUGAGAGACGGCGGCAGCGGCGGCGGCGGCAGAAGAAGCGGCGAGCACCGAGAUACAGCGGCAGCGGCGGCGGCAGAAGAAGCAGUGAGCACCGAGAGACGGCAGCAGAGGCAGCGGCGGCAGAAGAAGCGGCAAGCACCGACAGACAGCGGCAGCGGCGGCAGCGGUGGCAGCAGAAGAAGCGGCGAGCACCGAGAGACGGCAGCAGCGGCGGUGGCGGCAGAAGAAGCGAAGAAGCGGCGAGCUCCGAGAUACAGCGGCAGCGGCGGCGGCGGAAGAGGCAGCGAGCACCGAGAGAUGGCGGCAGAAGAAGCGGCGAGCACCGAGAGACGGCGGCAGCGGCGGCGACAGAAGAAGCGGCGAGCACCAAGAGAAGGCGGCAGAGGCGGCGGCGGCAGAAGAAGCGGCGAGCAUCGAGAGACGGCGGCAGAAGAAGCGGCGAGCACCAAGAGACGGCGGCAGCAGAAGAAGCGGCGAGCACCGAGAGACGGCGGCAGCGGCAGCGGCGGCAGAAGAAGCGGCGAGCACUGAGAGACGGCGGCAGCGGCGGCGGCGGCAGAAGAAGCGGCGAGCACCGAGAUACGGCGGCAACGGCGGCGGCUGAAGAGGCGGCGAGCACCGAGAGAUGGCGGCAGAAGAAGCGGCGAGCACCGAGAGACGGCGGCAGCGGCGGCGACAUAAGAAGCGGCGAGCAUCAAGAGAAGGCGGCAGCGGCGGCGGCGGCAGAAGAAGCGGCGAGCACCGAGAGACGGCAGCAGCGGCGGCAGCAGAAGAAGCAGCGAGCACUGAGAGACGGCGGCAGAGGCGGCGGCGGCAGAAGAAGCGGCGAGCACCGACAGACAGUGGCAGCGGCGGCAGAAGAAGAAGCGGUGAGCACCGAGAGUCGGCGGCAGCGGCGGCGGCGGCAGAAGAAGCGGCGAACACCGAGAUACGGCGGCAGCGGCGGCGGCAGAAGGAGCGGUGAGCACCAAGAGACGGCGGGAGAAGAAGCAGCAAGCACCAAGAGACGGCGGCAGAAGAAGCGGCGAGCACCGACAGACAGCGGCAGCGGCGGCAGCAGAAGAAGCGGCGAGCACCGAGAGACAGCAGCAGCGGAGGUGGCGGCAGAAGAAGCGGUGAUUACCGAGAGACGGCGGCAGCGGCGGCGGUGGCAGAAGAAGCGGCGAGCAACGAGAGAUGGCAGCUCAAGAAGCGGCGAGCACCGAGAGACGGCGGCAGCUGCGGCGGCGGCAGAAAAAGCGGUGAGCACCGAGAGACGACGGCAGCGGCAGCGGCGGCAGAAGAGGCGGCGAGCACUGAGAGACGGCGGCAGCGGCGUUGGCGGCAGAAGAAGCGGCGAGCACCGAGAGUCGGCGGUAGCGGCGGCGGCGGCAGAAGUAGUGGCGAGCACUGAGAGACAGCGGCAGCAGAGGCGGCAGAAGAAGCGCCGAGCACUGAGAGACGGCGACCAGGCGGCGGCGGUGGUGGCGGGGGCGGCGGCAAGCACCGGGAAGCGGCGACCAGACGACGGCGGCGGCGGUGGGCAGCAGUGA
Messenger RNA from Schistocerca piceifrons (Central American locust), 2490 nucleotides. Its product is annotated as trichohyalin-like. The record is from RefSeq and is a predicted model, not a curated record. The transcript has 4 exons. NCBI's taxonomy places the organism in Eukaryota, Metazoa, Arthropoda, Insecta, Orthoptera, Acrididae. The coding region runs from base 1 to 2490 and encodes 829 amino acids.